AUAAUCUAAAGAUGUCAUUCAAGAGAGAAGGAGAUGACGCUUCACAAUUGAAUCUUCUUAAGAAACGGAGAGUAGCUGAACUGUUGGCUAAGGAUAUCCCGGAUGAUGAAGCAAUGCUUAUGAGCAAUGGAAGGUAUGCGUGUACGGUUUGCCAUUAUAAACCAGUCUUCGACACCGUUGAUAUGCUGACAGUUCACCGAGCUGGAAAGAAACAUCAACAUGCCACUGAAAAUCAUUUUGCAAAGAAGAGAGAGCUCGCUUUGCUGGUCAGAAAGAGAAGACAAGAAGAAGAGAUUAAGAGAGAAAAUCAGGAAGGAGUGAAUCGGGAAACUGAGCCAUCCCCCCUAUUGCUGAAAGUGGAAGCGGCCAAAAGACACACACUGCUGAAGGAAGCUCCAUACAAUCCAUGCCAUACACACAAAAAUGAAGGACCUUCCAAGAAGUCUAAGAACAAGCUAUUCUUCCAAUCCAUCCGGCAGAUCAGUUCUUCCAAUCAGACGGCAGGGAAUUCAAAUCUAGCCAAUCAGGACCAAGAUCUUUUACAUUCUUCAAAUGAACAUGCUACAACUAUCCCUACUCAACAGACUCCUCAACCAGGCUUUUCUAAUGAUCACCCUCAUGGUACUGUUGCCAGCUCAACUACUGCUCCUCGAAAGGCAGGUCUCAAGCCUGGGUUCAAGUCUAACCUUCAGACUCGAGCUCCAGGAGUUUCUAGCUUUCAAAUCAGACCAUACGUUUCAAAAGCAAAGAAGAAUGCAAUGAAUGAAAAAGCAUGCUCUUCACAACAACCACAUCAUAAACCUAAUUCAGGAAAGCCAGAAACAACCUCAUCCCCAGGUUCCUACAAUGAAUCAUCCCUUUCCGUUCAAGAUCAAACGUAUGGAGGUGAGGUUGAGAACUCGGUUGAAUUCAUAAGGGAAUUCCAAAGUACACAGAACCCAGAUGUUGAUGACUAUGCUAGCAUUACCAAGCUUAGACAGGCCAAAGAUGAGAGGAUCACUAAAGGAAUUCCAGGCAGCUCCUUUCAGAGGGAAUCGCCAUGUGGCAACUUGCAACAGGAUACCAGGUUAGAUGUAGAUGUUGGAGAGAAGGGUUCGCGGCAACAUGGACAAGGACCUGCACCGAAGCCUGAGUUUGUGAGGGGUUUCCAGGGGUGUAGCCAAGGGACACAUGAACACCCUCAGGGUGUGAGGGGUAUCCAGAGGUGUGGCCAAGGGUCUUCCCUGGAGCCUCAGGGUUUGAAGGAUCUCCAGGACUGCAGAAGAGGGGCUAGAGUAGAAGAAGAAAGGACUAAACAAAGACCAGGACAGACAAAGCAGAAGAGCAUAUCAAAGAUGACAGAUGAAAAGAAGAAAGAACUCCAGAGAUACUUAGAGCUUACUAGUUCUGGCUGGGUCCAAGAUAACGGAGGUAACUGGGUCAAAGGUCAGGAUGUGGAGUUCGAUUCGGAUGAAGAGCCACCAACAUCUUAGACCGUAUGCUCUUGGACAUUUCCCUCAAACGGAUAGCAAGGUUCCUACUUGCUCAACACUUCUUCAAUAGACAAAAUACUGCUCUAUAAACAACCCUCUGAUUGAAAGGCGCCUAAGGCGGAAGUCUGAAGCAAUCUGACGGUUGCAAGAGCAAACUUCCUAAUGGAGCGUGGUGCUGCUGGCCAGAUACAUGGAGGUAAAGCAUUGUUUGCAUUCCUGUUUAAUGGAUAGUUUUAUAUUCAAGCCGUCAUGCUUUUAUUUGCAGUGCAUACUUGGCUGCUUGAAUUGUGAAACCAGGUAUGGUGGCUGGAUGUUUGAUGAACAAAUACAUGUAGUCAGAAUUCAUCUCUUCAUCAUUUUUAUUGCAGGAACUAUCUUUAUUUGGUUAGUCCUGCAGGAUUUAAAAACUUACCUGUAUAUAAUUAUAUGUGACAUGUCUGUAUGAAACGACAUGUUGCAUAAAAUCUGUUGUGGUCUAGCCUGAAUAAAGCCAAAUCUGCUGUAUGCCGGUUUCCAAUACUUGUUAAGUAUCCUUAACACCCAUGCUGAAACACCUUUCAGCCUCUGCAUGCUUUUUUUUAUUUUGCCCAUAAAUUUGUGAAAAGAAGGUAGUAAUGUCCCUGUUUCAUCUUUUUGUAAUCCUUUGUCACUGUGUGAGUGGUUUAAUGUUAAUGAGGUUUGGGGCCUGGUUAUUUGGUGUGUCUGGUGUACCUGGACCUUGAAUGCCAUGACAGGAAACCAUUAGGGAGCUCACUGGCCAAGGUG
Molecule: messenger RNA, 2237 nt
Organism: Lytechinus variegatus (green sea urchin)
Lineage: Eukaryota; Metazoa; Echinodermata; Echinoidea; Temnopleuroida; Toxopneustidae
Exons: 8
Coding region: 12-1472 (486 amino acids)
Biological process (GO): RNA splicing
Cellular component (GO): nucleus
Source: RefSeq, a predicted model, not a curated record